AUCUCAGGUCCUUUCAUGGCCUCAGCGGGGAGCUGCCCGGACCACGUCAGCCAAUCACAGCAAAAAGGAGCCGCGACGGUCGGAGGAGAGUUACCAACGCCCUUGUCCCCGCCCCCACCCGGCCUCUUCCUGGGACUCUCUAGGCUUCGACCACUUUUCAGCGGUUCUUCCGGUUUCUCUGCUCGCACUGUUCCCGCCUCUUCCCGUGCGCCGUCGCGAUUUGAGGAGCUCUCGCGAGACUUAGGCCUCUUCCUAGGCCGGCGCUCUCAACAAGGGGAAGGCCAUGUUCAGUUCGAGCGCGAAGAUCGUGAAGCCCAAUGGCGAGAAGCCGGACGAGUUCGAGUCCGGCAUCUCCCAGGUGAGGGGGGCAGGGCCGGCGCCCCGACGGCGUCCCAGCUGAGGGAGCUGAAUAUCACGGCUGCCAAGGAAAUUGAAGUUGGUGGUGGUCGGAAAGCUAUUAUCAUCUUUGUUCCCGUUCCUCAGCUGAAAUCUUUCCAGAAAAUCCAAGUCCGGCUAGUCCGUGAAUUGGAGAAAAAGUUCAGUGGGAAGCAUGUUGUUUUUAUCGCUCAGAGGAGAAUUCUGCCUAAGCCAACUCGAAAAAGCCGUACAAAAAAUAAGCAAAAGCGUCCCAGGAGCCGCACUUUGACAGCCGUGCACGACGCGAUCCUGGAGGACUUGGUUUUCCCAAGUGAAAUUGUGGGCAAGAGAAUCCGUGUGAAACUGGAU
Messenger RNA from Leptonychotes weddellii (Weddell seal), 726 nucleotides. The record is from RefSeq and is a predicted model, not a curated record. Lineage: Eukaryota; Metazoa; Chordata; Mammalia; Carnivora; Phocidae.